UCACGGACCCUCCCCAUGUCGCCCUGUGCGUGCACACGGUCACCCCACACACGCCCCCUGUUUGACCUUUCCCCAGCAACAUGAGCAGCCCGGAGCCCCCCACAGAGCCCCCCGAGCCCGACGACCCCACCUGGUCGACUCAGCCCACGUAUAGCAACCUUGGUGAGAUCCGUGCCCACCUGCUGCCCUCCAAGGCCUGCCGCCUCCGGACCCCUGGGUCCCUCUCCACCAACCCACAGCCCCUGCCCCCACCCCUGCCCAAGAAGAUCCUAACCCGGACCCAGUCACUGCCUACCCACAGGACCUUCCAUGCCAGCUCCAUCCAAGUACAGCCGCCUCGGAGACCCUUUCUGGGGUCCCACAGUGUGGACAAGAGCCAGGCUGCAGUGGGACCAGCCUGUCUCCCUGCAGAGCUGACCUUUGGCCUGGCUGACGCCCCACUGGGCCUCUCCCUCCGCGAUCUGCACAGCCCGGAGGCUGUGCACACUGCACUGGCUGCGCGGCAGCUGCAGGGCCUCCGUACCAUCUAUGCCCGGCUCCGUGCCCGGCUCAUGGGGGGCCACCCCGGGCCUUGCCGCCCCGGCCACAGCUUCCGCCUCCUAGACAGCUCACCCUGCGCAGAGAGCGGGGACGCCCUGUACUACCGCGUGGUGCGCGCGCACGAGGACGCCUGGCACAUCCUGGUCGCCAAGGUGCCCAAGCCCGGGGCGGACGUGCCCCACCCGUGGGGCCUGGAGUUGCAGGCCUCCCUGUCUCCACACUUCAAUCUGCAGGGGCUGUGUGGCCUGGUGCCUGAAGGCACACUGCCCGGGGCGCCCUGGCGAGGCGCAGUGGCGCUGGCAGCCGAGGUUCCAGAGCGCACGGUGGCGCAGUGGCUGUCGGAGGCCUGCACGCAGCCGCCGGAGGAGUUCGUGUGGGCUGUGGCCCUGCUGCUGCUGCAGCUGAGCGCGGCCCUGAAGUUCCUGGAGGCGUGGGGCGCGGCCCUAGUCGAGUUGCGGCCGGAGAACUUGCUGCUGGUGGCACCUCGGGGCUGUGCGACGACGGGGCCCCCACGCCUGCUCCUCACUGACUUUGGCCGCGUCUGUCUGCAGCCCCCUGGACCCCCGGGCUCCCCGGGCCCCCACGCGCCGCAGCUGGGCAGCCUCCUCCGAGCGCUGCUCAGCCUUGCUGCGCCCUCGACCACGCCUUUGGCCGCGGGCCUGGAGCUCCUGGCAGCACAGCUGACCCGCUUGCGGCCCUCGGCGUCCCGGACGCGGGGCGCGCUGCAGGCGCUGCUCUGGGGGCCCGGGCCUGAGCUGCGCGGCCGCGGAGCACCGCUUGGUCCCUGGCUCCGAGCGCUCGGGCCCUGGCUGAGGGUGCGCCGCGGGCUGCUGGUCCUGCGCCUAGCAGAGCGGGCCGCAGGUGGGGAAGCUCCCAGCCUCGAGGACUGGCUGUGUUGCGAAUACCUGGCCGAGGCCACCGAGUCCUCGAUGGGCCAGGCCCUGACGCUGCUGUGGGACUGACCCCAACCCAAGGCGAACACACCUGGUCCAAGCCUGCCCAGGAGGCAGGGCUGGGGCUGAGGUCAGCGUCUCCAUGA
Messenger RNA from Gorilla gorilla gorilla (western lowland gorilla), 1579 nucleotides. It is a transcript of the gene PEAK3, whose product is annotated as PEAK family member 3. The record is from RefSeq and is a predicted model, not a curated record. NCBI's taxonomy places the organism in Eukaryota, Metazoa, Chordata, Mammalia, Primates, Hominidae. Bases 81 to 1502 code for a protein of 473 amino acids. Gene Ontology annotation, cellular component: actin cytoskeleton; focal adhesion. The transcript is spliced from 3 exons. Gene Ontology annotation, molecular function: protein kinase activity. Gene Ontology annotation, biological process: protein phosphorylation.